Molecule: messenger RNA, 255 nt
Organism: Arabis nemorensis
Lineage: Eukaryota; Viridiplantae; Streptophyta; Magnoliopsida; Brassicales; Brassicaceae
Source: the annotation of a GenBank genome assembly
AUGUCCCAUAGACUCCUCGACUCUCUCUCGCAAAGCCUCAAUGACUCGACCCAACAGUACAGUGACCCUCAAGGUUACUCUGGUGGUCAACUCUCUGACAAAAGCUCCUCAAACGUCUUUCACUCUUGCAGCCGCAUCACCUCUCACGCUAAGGAAAAAACCAGAUCUUCUGCCUCUAUCGACAGCUUCUCCGUCAAUGAUAUGUCGCUCCACCGCUGUCUCAGUCACCUCGUCGCCGGUGGCACAAAACCAUAA